Molecule: messenger RNA, 4895 nt
Organism: Pelobates fuscus (common spadefoot toad)
Lineage: Eukaryota; Metazoa; Chordata; Amphibia; Anura; Pelobatidae
Gene: KTN1
Product: kinectin 1
Exons: 43
Coding region: 141-4187 (1348 amino acids)
Biological process (GO): protein transport; microtubule-based movement
Cellular component (GO): endoplasmic reticulum membrane
Molecular function (GO): kinesin binding
Source: RefSeq, a predicted model, not a curated record
UCCCGGUCACAGAGCUGGAUGUGAGAGGGGGGACCGGCCGCAUCCUCACACGGAGACAGACAGACCGAGGGCUAAGAAAGUGAGCGGCGCCAGCUACACAGGGGGAACGAUACCUUAGCAUUUCACAAUAAGCUAGCACAAUGGAAUUCUACGAGUCAACAUAUUUUAUAAUCCUGGUCCCAUCUGUUGUCAUCACGGUUAUAUUUCUCUUCUUUUGGCUCUUCAUGAAGGAGACCUCUUAUGAUGAGAUCCUGGCAAAGCAGAAAAAAGACCAGAAGCUCCCACCGGCUAAGGUAGACAAGAGGAAAACCGACAAGAAAAAAAAUAAGAAGAAGGAAACCCAAAAUGGCAAUCUUCACGAAUCGGACUCUGAAACGGCUAAUCGGGAGUUUGAUUUGAUGGAUGUGCUGAAUGAGGAUGAGCAUGUAGUUCCCACUCCUGUGAUUGAAGCUGAACCGACUGUAAAUAUUCGAGAACGCAAGAAGAAGGACAAGAAGCAGCCAAAACCUGCAGCUGAGGAACCAGCGGGCAAAGAAAUCAAUGGGACAAAAACUCCCGGGAAGAAGGCUGAAACGGUUCCGGUUACUAAGCAGCCAACGCCGCCUCCCGAUGUCGCUGGAUCGAAGAAAAAGCAAGGCCAGAAGAAGCCGAAAAAUGGAAGAGAGGACUCCCCCGUUAGUCCAGAAAUCAAGACUGAACAAGUUGUUCCCACCAUCAAGAAACAAGAGAAGGAGAAUGUCGUUCCACUGGUGGAAGCAAAGACCCAGGAGAGUGUGUCCGUAAAGAAGAAAGCCGCUGGCAAAAAGCAAAAAGCAGAGAGCCCUCCAGCACUCGUAGAUGAUCCAUUCAUUCAGCCAACGGUUUUCAUCCCGCUGAUAGACAACUCGGCAGAUCCCAUUGUGGUUGAAAAGAAAGUGGAAAAGAGAGAGGCUGUCCAUGCGGAGAAACCCGAGGGGACACCGGCUCCGCAGAAAGGCGGCAACAAGAAAGUAAAGACGGUUACAGAUAAAGAGAACGCGGAGAUGAAGUUUAAGGAUUUCUUGGUGACCAUGAAGGGUAUGAUACUGAGCGAAGAAGAAGCUAUGAACGUGGUCGACAUGUUAAAAGAGAAAUCUAGAAGUGUGCAGGAGAUUAUACACAAGGCCAACAAAGGGGAUUCGGUUGCCCUUCACCAACUACAGGAGAAGGAGAAGUUACUUGUUGCUGCUAGAGACGAGGCAGUAGGUACAAAGGAGCAAUGCAAACACCUUGCCCAGGAACUUCAUGCCGAGAAGCAGAAAUCAAGCCUUAUUGAGGCUAAAGCGAGGGAAAGGAUCUCUGCCAUGGAGAAAGAACACAGCGCUUUUCAGAACAAAAUGCACAGCAGCUUUCAGGACGCUCAGCAAAUGCAGCUGAAAUUCCAGCAGGUUCGUGAUCAGUUGGAGAGCCAGCUCACUCACCUGAAACAGGAGAACGGUAUUUUAAGAGACGCUGUGAGCUCCGCCACAAACCAAAUGGAAAGCAAACAAUCCAGUGAGCUGAACAAACUUCGCCAAGAAUAUGCCAGACUCAUGAAUGAAUUGACUGAAAAGAAUAAUAAAAUGGCACAAGAGGAAAUGCAGAAAAAAUCUUCGGAUCAGUUGGCAUCCAAGCUCAAGGCUCAGUUACAAGAAAGCGAACGGAGGGUGGAGGAAGCAGAGACAUUUUUAAGAAGUAGACUGGCAGAAAGUGACGCCAUAAAGCAAGAAAUUCAGUCAAAGCUGUCAAUCAAGGAGAAUGAGAUCAAGAGUCUGCAUAGCAAGCUAACCGAUACCAUAGUGUCCAACCAGCAGCUCGAGCAGAGAGUGUUGCAACUCAUGGAAGCCGGACAGAACGAGUCUCUGCAAAUGCAUGUGCAGGAGCUACGGAACCAGAACGAGAAUCUAAAUAUUCAGAUUCAGAAAUACCACACGCAAGUACAAGCACAGUCUUCUGCAUCGGUCCUUGUAGAAGAACUACAGAAAACAAUUACAGAGAAGGACAAGGAAAUGAAACAAAUGGAAAAUUCUUUGGCCCUCGAACGUGCUAAUUUUGCAAACAGUGGAGAAGAGCUUAAGUCUAUUCAGAGAGAAAACAUAUCAUUAAAAGCAGAAUUACAGAAGUUUCAGGCGUUAAUGAAUGAACAGGUGUCUGCUGUGCAAGCCUUGGAACAAAUGCAAAAAAGUAUCAGUGGAAAAGAUGAGAAAAUCAGAACACUUGAAGAACAACUUCAGGGGGAACUUGCAAAGGUUUCCAGCAACAUAGAACAUUAUACGGCUAACAAAGAAGUACUCGGAAAGAUGGAGAUUUGCAUGCAAGAAAAGGAUGACAAGAUCAAAACUGUGGAGGAGCUUCUAGAGACCGGACUCAUCGAGAUGGCGAAUAAGGAGGAAGAAUUGAGGACGCUAAGAACUGAAAAUGCAACUUUAAGAAAGGACGUGCAAAAUCUUAAAGCUCAGCAGGCAAAUCAGAUAUCGCUCAGCUCUGUUGUGGAAGAUCUUAAAAAUGAGAUCCAUGAGAAGGAGGGGAAAAUAAAAUCAGUGGAAAAUCUUCUUCAGGCUGAGCAUCUCCGAGCAGACAGCCAGGAGAAGACAGUGCAGGUGUUGAAUGAGGAAGUUGGCGUUCUGAAGGAAGCAUUAAAAAGUAGCCAGCUUGAAAAGGCUGACCAGGUUUCCAGUAUGGCACAAAUCCAGGAGCUUCAGAAUGAAUUGAAAUGCAAGGAAGAGGCCUUAAAGGUGUCAGAAGGGAAAUCUAAUGAACGAGGAAGUGAUGUAGCAAGCAAACAAAGACAACUAGAGGAUCUACAGAGAGAGUGUAAUGUGCUUAAAGUGCAUAUCGAGGAGGUGGAAAAGAAACUGCAGCAGCAGGACUUCGUAUCGUCACAAGUACAAGAUCUGCAAACAGUAGUGCAGCAGAAGGAAGAGCAGAUUAGGAUUUUAACGAGCACCCUGUCCGACAAAGAAAAACACAUCACAGACACAUCUCAGGAAAUACAGGUUUUGUUAGCUGAACGGGAAAGUUUAAAAGCCCAUGCCUAUGAACUGCAGCAGAAACAUGAGCAGCAAACUCAGCAGGUACACUCUGCAGUCCCCAGUGAAGAGCUGUUGAAAGCACUUUCAGACAAAGACCGAUGUCUUACAGAUCUUCAGGGUGAAGUUGAAUCUUUGAAAUCUUCUCUGGAUCAGCAAAGGAAGAAAAAUAAUGACCUUCGGGAGAAAAACUGGAAAGCUAUGGAAGCAUUGGCCUCAACUGAAAAAAUGCUACAAGAGAGAUUGAACAAGACAGCCAAGGACAAACAGCAUCAAGUACACGAAGCGGAGGCAGAGGCUCGAGCGAUCCUUAAGAAUCUGUUUCCCAACGUGUCUGUUUCUGCAAGUUUGUGUCAUGGUGAAUGGGUCCAGGAAUUUGAAAAGUUGGCAAAAGUUUUCUUAAAUGAAAGUGUUGGAGCAGAGAAAGUAAAGGCAAUGGAGCAGAAGCUGAAAGAGGCAGAAGACAUCCAUUCGCUGUUGCAGAUAGAGUGCGAAAAGUACAAAUCUGUGCUGGCCGAAACGGAGGGCAUCCUGCAGAGGCUGCAGCGCAGUGUGGAAGAGGAGGAGUGUAGAUGGAAGAUUAAAGUUGAAGAAUCUCAGAAGGAACUGAAAGAGGUGCAUUCUACAGUCCAUUCGUUGGAACAAGAGCUGGCGCUAUUGAGCAGUCAGGAGAAGCAGUCACAAAACCUUCUAAAAGAGAGGGAACAUUUGGAGACAGAACUAGAGAAAGCCGAGGUUGAAAGAGCAACUUAUGUUUCGGAAGUUAGAGAGCUCAAAGAACUGUUGACUGAAUUGCAGCGAAAGCUUGAUGGUUCUUAUUCAGAAGCAAUAAGGCAGAAUGAAGAACUGACCUUGUUGAAGUCUCAGCUGAGCGAAACGUUGCGGAAACUGGAAGGCGAGCAGAACGAGAGGCAGAAAGUAGCGAAGGACUUGCAUGAGGCUCAGAAAUCACUGGACCUCAUUCAACUGGAAAUUCUGAAAUCUGCAGGUGAACCGAACGUCAUUGAGAACGCGGAUAUCUCUUCUGAAACGGACGGUCAGGAAAGAACAGAGAAAGUGUUGCCAAAUUUAAGUCAGUCAGUAACACAACUACAGCAGUGUCUACAGGCGGUAAACCAGCAACUCACAAAGGGAGGAGAACACUAUCAAGUAAUAGGAUGAAGUCACCGUGCGAUCGUUCAAAUGAAGAAAUUGCAGAAGGCAUUGUAUUAUAUUUUGCCAAAGUAAAAGCCUUAUUUAUGUGUUCACCCUUUCUACUUUGUCAGAAACACUGAGCAGAGCUACAUUUUGUCGUCUUCUUGUUAAACUACUGAUUUAAGGCAGGAAAAUCCUCUCCGCAUACAGUUUAGUUUUAUAGUAAAAAAUAUAUAUAUAAAAAAAAUCUGUUUGGGUAUUUAGAUCUUUACAUUCCUGAAGAGACAGACAAAAAGCGUAACCUCUUAUCCUAUUUUGCUCAAUACAGAUUUAUUCAGAAAAAUGAACUAUGGUAAAGAUAUUGUAAAAAAAAAAAAAAGUAUCCUUUUAUUACAGACGAUGCACACUGUUUUAAGUAAAGGUUUGGAUGCCAGGAAGACGAUAUAUUUACAUGGAGUCUCUCUGGUAUUCAGGGUAAAUACACUGUGGGAGCAGAUACCUGCAACUUCAACCUCAGCAUUUUUUUUUUUUUUCUUUUUCCCUUUUUUUUCCAUUUUUUUUUUUUCCGGUUGCUAAUUAAAUCUGUUUUUAUAAUGGUGUAAGCCAAAAAGGGAUGCUUAUUAUAUAGACGGCUUCUUUAUAAGCACCAUUAUUGAUGCGGGGUUUACUGUUUUUAAUAACUGUACAAGCUCUGACUAUUAAAUAAAAAAAAAUCUACCACUUUGUCUCAUAGAA